GCUAACGCCACUUUUAUUUUUUUGGUUCAAAGUUGAAAUGGAAAUAUUAAUUUCUUUCUCAACCUGCAGGUUCUGCUGCUUGAUGGCAGGGGCCAUCUACUGGGCCGCCUUGCUGCCCUGGUGGCUAAACAGGUUCUGCUGGGACACAAAGUGGUGGUGGUGAGAUGCGAAGGCAUCAACAUCUCCGGCAACUUCUAUCGCAACAAGCUGAAGUACCUGGCUUUCCUGCGCAAGAGGAUGAACACCAACCCCUCUCGUGGACCUUACCACUUCAGAGCUCCUAGCAGGAUCUUCUGGAGGACUGUCAGGGGCAUGCUUCCCCACAAAACCAAGAGAGGCCAGGCUGCUCUGGAGAGGCUGAAGGUGUUCGACGGUAUCCCCCCACCUUAUGACAAGAGGAAGCGCAUGGUUGUUCCAGCUGCUCUCAAGAUUGUGCGUCUGAAGCCCACUCGCAAGUUCGCCCUCCUCGGGCGUCUGGCACAUGAGGUCGGCUGGAAGUACCAGGCAAUCACAGCCACCCUGGAGGAGAAGAGAAAAGAGAAGGCCAAGCUCCGCUACGCCAAGAAAAAGACAGUGAACAAGCUGACCAAGCUGGCAGAAAAGAACUUUGAGGCCAAGAUUGCAAAAUACACAGACGUUCUGAAACAAUAUGGAGUCCUUGUCUAAGCUGGUUACCUCUGGCUAAUAAAGAUAAAUAAAUGUUUACUAAA
This is a messenger RNA of Dicentrarchus labrax (European seabass), 710 nucleotides long. RefSeq names its product 60S ribosomal protein L13a-like. Gene Ontology annotation, cellular component: ribosome; cytosolic large ribosomal subunit. The coding region runs from base 238 to 666 and encodes 142 amino acids. The record is from RefSeq and is a predicted model, not a curated record. Gene Ontology annotation, biological process: negative regulation of translation; translation. Gene Ontology annotation, molecular function: structural constituent of ribosome; mRNA binding. Lineage: Eukaryota; Metazoa; Chordata; Actinopteri; Moronidae. The transcript is spliced from 6 exons.